Messenger RNA from Lactuca sativa (garden lettuce), 1347 nucleotides. RefSeq names its product putative CCR4-associated factor 1 homolog 7. Gene Ontology annotation, cellular component: CCR4-NOT complex. The record is from RefSeq and is a predicted model, not a curated record. NCBI's taxonomy places the organism in Eukaryota, Viridiplantae, Streptophyta, Magnoliopsida, Asterales, Asteraceae. Gene Ontology annotation, molecular function: nucleic acid binding; poly(A)-specific ribonuclease activity.
AAUUAGGCCCUAAAUAUCUGCAAUAUAAAAUAGUAAAUAAUUCAAAGAUAAAGGCGGUGGGCGUAUGUUUAUUUUUAGCAUGGCCACAAAAUUUCUGCAAGUCCAUAUCAAUUUACAACUGAUCGUAGUGAAGGAGGUGAGGACAGAGAAAAGGCUAACGCUCCUCUCACCGCCGUUCAAUAACAAACCCUAAGUAAUCUCCGUUCAUACCUAAUUGCCUUGCCGCUUGAGAUAUUAUUUCAAUAUCAAUCCAUUACAUCUCCGUUUCGCAACCAUUUUCCGAUCUGGAUCGAUUUCGAAGGCCUUUUUUCGUAUCGUAGGUUCUAUUCCUACAAUCGAUCUUGAGAAAUAAUUCGAUAAUUGUGUCGAGGGAUGUCGCUUUUAGCAAAAAGCGAUUCGAUUCAGAUUCGAGAGGUGUGGAAUGACAACCUGGAAGAAGAAUUCGCAUUGAUUCGUAAUAUCGUUGAUGAUUUUCCUUACAUAGCAAUGGACACCGAGUUUCCUGGAAUCGUUCUUCGUCCGGUUGGUAAUUUCAAAAACAGCAACGAUUAUCAUUACCAGACAUUAAAAGACAACGUCGACAUGUUGAAAUUGAUUCAACUAGGGCUAACGUUCUCCGACGAAGAAGGUAAUUUACCAACCUGCGGAACGGAUAAACAGUGUAUAUGGCAAUUCAAUUUCCGGGAAUUCAAUGUGAAUGAAGAUGUUUUUGCAAACGAUUCCGUUGAGCUUUUGAGAGAGAGCGGCAUAGAUUUCAAGAGAAACAACGAAACCGGAAUCAAUGCACGGAGAUUCGGGGAACUGUUGAUGUCGUCAGGCAUUGUUUUGAAUGAUAGUGUGUAUUGGGUAACCUUCCACUCUGGUUAUGAUUUUGGUUAUUUGCUGAAGGUGUUGACAUGCAAGAAUCUUCCCGAUACACAAUCAGGGUUCUUCAAUUUGAUUAAUAUGUAUUUUCCAACCAUAUACGACAUCAAGCAUUUGAUGAAGUUCUGUAACAGUCUUCAUGGAGGUUUGAACAAGCUUGCUGAACUAUUGGAGGUUGAAAGAAUUGGGAUCUGUCAUCAAGCAGGUUCAGAUAGUUUGCUUACUUCUUCUACUUUCAGGAAGCUUAAAGAGAACUUCUUUAGUGGUUCAUUGGAGAAAUAUGCUGGUGUUUUAUAUGGUUUAGGUGUUGAGAAUUGACAGCGCUAUGGAAUUUGUUUAAAAAAUUAAAAAAAUAAAAAAUAAAAAAAGAAAGAAAGAAAAUAUGGUAGUUGUAUGUUAAGUUACAAUUUGUGUUGUAAUUCAUGGCACAAUACAGUUUGUACACUUCUUGAGGUUAAGAAAGGUUAAUUUUUGAUUUCUUGA